Messenger RNA from Aspergillus eucalypticola CBS 122712, 593 nucleotides. RefSeq lists its product as uncharacterized. The record is from RefSeq and is a predicted model, not a curated record. Lineage: Eukaryota; Fungi; Ascomycota; Eurotiomycetes; Eurotiales; Aspergillaceae. The coding region runs from base 123 to 593 and encodes 156 amino acids. The transcript has a single exon.
UAAAAGCACCCUCAAUCGCCGCCCCCACACCGACUCGAGGAUUGUUUGCAUCUCCAUCCUCUUCUCUCUCUAUCAUUUCUAUUCCUAAGCAGGUACGCUCCAAAGCACAACAUCAAGCAAUCAUGUCUCCCAUCCAAUCCUUUGGUAAACUUCUGGUUCUGAUUCUCGUCUCUUCAAGCUCCGCCAUGUCUCUCACUCGCUACACCGCACCCAUCCCCCAGGGGGCGAAGGUGGUCGAGACGCGUGAGCAACUCAACCAAGUAGUCCGGGAAAAUCCCGAGACUGUCCUGUACGAUCAGGAUGGUGGCUACAUGUUGAAAGAUGACAGCGGAACCGUGGUUGCUAUAGCUGCAGACUCUCUGUGUCCCGAGUUGGACCAGGCCUUGGCUGAAGUCGAGGCCCUGCAAGCAGAGGCGAAGCUGGCUGGCAAUGCCGGAGACCAAGGUGAUACCACCAGCAAGAAAAGAGACGUUAAUGAUGUUCAGGACACUAAUCGUCCACUUCGUUGUUCUCACCCUAGAUGCUUCAAUUCCGCCAUCUGCCUGACCUAUACCGAUUGUCAUGUCUGUUUGCGACAGCACCACUGUAUCUGA